GCAAACCGACAACAAAAUAUCGCUGUUUUAGUUGAUUUUAAGCACUUACAUGUGUGACACGCAUGACAGCUGUCGGAAACAGCAGCCGUGGUUCGCCGGUAGUGCGGGGCCGAAGCUACGGUGAGAGCAGUCUGCGAGCCCGGCUAGCGCUGACUUUAUGACAGUGUCGAGUUGAGUGGGUUUACCAGUAGAGCAGUCUGGGUUUUGUUGAGAAAGCGGCAUUUUUCAUACUGCACCACAGCAAGAGAGAAACACUGAUGACAAAGCAUGACAUCAGCUUUUCGUUUAGCUUCACGAGGGUCCAAAAACUGUCAGACUUUCCCUUCGGAGUGCAGCAUCGAAAUUAAAUGUAACGUUAAUGCUAAAUAUUGACGUUAACGCUAGCUUUGAGCUAACUAGCACCAACCUGGGCGGUUUAUGAUUUUUUUUUUUAAAGUGAAACUACUCUUUUGUUGGAAGCUACUGCCUGUCUGCAAACACCAGCCUUUAGAUUGUAGUGCUUGUGUAUUAGUAUGACUGUUAUCCAAAUGAAGUGACCUUAACUGCACUAAAACAUCUAAUGGCUGCACCUUGAGCUAAUGUAGCCAAGUUAGCUUGUCAUGUGUGUGCAGGUUAGUACCUAUGGACUACUGCUAGCUAGCUAAGUAGCCUAAGUUGGCCUGGCCUGCACAACGUUACUGUUGUUCGUUGUACAAUGUUGCCUUUUUGUUUUAACCCUUUCUUUGCUUCAAACACACUGCAGCGUUAACAGCAAGUCUUGUAGCUGAAUACGCUGCAUCCAACCCGACGAAAACAAAUUCAUAUGCGCAUGUGAUUUACUUCGUUUUGAUGCAUAUGAAGCCCUUUUUUUAUUAUAGUCACGUUUCGGUGUGUUUUCACAGUCUAAAUCGGUGUUAAAGUAAGUGCUAAAGGCUACCAUGUUUUCUUUCCUUAUCCAUAAUAGAGAUAUCCCAGAAGUAAACAGCUCAGCAGUGUCUCCUAAAAAGCUGUUGUGGAAGAGAUGGGAGCUGACAUAUUCCUUGACCACUUCGUGUAGUGCCUCAAAUGAUAUGUGCUAUAUCAAAAACCCUAGGUACUGCUCUAUGACCUCGAUUAUGGGUUUGAGGGCCAAAUACCUACCGAGGCAUGGAGCACCCCUGUAGUGCACCACACAGUGAGCUGGUUAAGGUCUUAUGAGUUUGGACAGAGUCAGGAAUGUGAACCUUCACAAGGUCCUCCACAAGCUGCAAAAGGGAAAGCUCAUUAAAGUCUAGACUCAAGAGGGUGCAUGGAUUUGAGUAGCACUGCUGCAUAGUACGAAGCAAACGUGACACAUUUUGACUUCAAAGGUCUCCUCUGCUUAACUGUCAAAGUUUAGCCAAGUACUUGUCAGCAUGUGUACUAUUUAAUGCUGAUGGGUUUUAAGUGUUGUAUGCUGCCGUUGCAGUUACACUCCCAUCCUGUGUCAUACAAAUAUCUUAAGCCACAGUAGCAUCUAUCCGGUAUGUGACUGGCUUUGUGGCUUACAUAUGAAAUGAGUUCUGGCUUCUCUGAAACGUGAUUGAGGACAGCUAUGAAUUGGCCAUUGCUGAAAAAACUUUGAUUUCUCUGCAACUUUUGCUGAGCAUUAGUAAUUCUCUGGCUGACAGGUCAUUUCAGUAAUCCAGACAUUCAUUGAUGCUCUUUUUCUUUUUUUGCAUCAGGGUACAAAGUUCAUCUUUGAAAGCUGUUAAAACUUCAAUAGGCAGUCGCAAAACGAUCUACAUUUCUAAAAGUUUGACCUCCCUAUCCUACAAGGUGAAUGUGUAAACUAAUUACUCGUGAUAUUGAGAAGUCUGCGCUCUGCUUGAUUCCCACAUCAAAGGACUGCAUUAUUUCACAGAGAGUGAAACCCCAAAAUGACUCAUCGUUGAUAAUGAUAAGCAAUAGAAGGGUUAUACUCAACAAGGUUGUAUAACCACACUGUUUAUGUGCUUUUUUAUUUUUAUUUUAAAAAUGAUCUUUUUGAUCAGUUUUAUAUUGGUAUAGUAAUAUAUUGGCUGUGUUGUUGUGCAAGCAUGCCUUUUUUUCAAACGAGAAUGUAAACCAGCAUAAUUGCAUGUUUAGGCGUGGGGGUUCUCUUGCAGUUUAUAUUGCUCUGUCAUCUAGACACAGGAUAAUCUAUUAGGCUUUGUGUCUAGGACUACCAUGCGAGUUAAGUUGCUCUGUCAGUGCCGAGCUUGCCCUCCCCUUGUGGUCUUAAUGCUCUCAGAGCUCCUGUCCAAUUCUCAGAAAGGAUCAGAGUCAGCCUACACAGGAAGGCAGGUGUGCCUUAUAUGUGCAUACCCAAAGUCUACAUAAAUGGCUUACUUUUUUGCAUGCAAAAUGAGGUAGAACCAACUGAUUAAUCUCUGGCUUAAAAAAUUGCUUUAGUUCAGCUUAUCUCUGCCUUCACUGCAACAUGCUUAUCUACAGAGGAUCAAAUUCACCAGAUAUACGCACCAAGUCUUGAGGUGAAAAGACAAUCUUUGGGAGAACGACCAGUGAAUUAGAAAGAAAAUGUUAAAUAAGAUGGCUUUAGCUCACAUUAAGUUUGGAUCACCAAAGUUUCAUAGCCUAUUUUUAAUUAAUCUGGUUUUAUUCAAGAUUAUUUUCAGCAGGUGCAGCUUCUGUUGCCAGGUAGGAUUAAAUCAGUGGUAGUAAAUGCAAGACACCACAAAUUACACCAACAGUUUAACUGACAAAUAAUGAUCUGGUUAAGCCUCAGAGAACUCAUUAUGAUUAAUAUUUGAUCACGGUAAAAUAAUUAGGCUUAUGCCUUAAUUACAAAGUGUGACCCAUCGUUUCAGCUGCAUUUCCCAUUAUUUGCACAGUAAUGCUCCUUUUUCUGGCAUUUACAGAAACUCUUUUCUAAUGGUGACUAUAAAUUAAACAUCAGAACAAAGUAGAGUUCAUGGGUGGAGUGGGGGUGUGUGUGAAUGUGAAAGUACCUGUUAGCCUGUUUGUGAUUUCUUUGUAGACAGUGGUGUGUCAGUUCUUGAAAUUUAAGCAUAAGAUGUUUGUGAAGAUUCUGAGGAGAGGAUGUUUGCUGUCUCCUGGAAAGGAAAUGUAAUUUUUGUUUAUUGCAUGGGGGGAGGUUUUCUAGCGAGCAAACCGCCCUGGUGCACACUCAAAAUGGUUUGUAGGGUGUAGGGUUGUUCAAGGUCAGCAACCUGUCAUCCAGGGUCAGUUCCAGGAUUACAUUUACACCAAAACCAACAUCAUACAUAAGUAAUACAUUACUCUUUGAUUCAAUGUUUUUUGAGCUGUUACUUGCAUGAGCACAGUGAUAAUACUGUUUGUUACAAGAAGUGCACUACUUCGGCUUCACUGAAAGGUUGACAUACAGUUUCCUGUGGUUGUAUUUGCAAUACAAGCUCCUAAGCUGUGGUUACACUAUACUCUCCAACAGUCAAUGGGAGGUUUGUGCAUGUGUGAUGUUGAAGAAGAUCUUGUGUUGUUUAAUCAGUGUGCUUUAGAACUUGAAUCUGGCUUUUGCUUUCUGAGAAGUAUUUCUGUAAAUGGUCUCUAACCACCACUGGAACACAGUUAGGACUGAGUAAUGCACAACAAAUGGCUGUUCAAGCAAGACGCAGAGGUCCUUACAGCAUUUCCGUUUUUGGUAUUCAGCUCAUCUUUACCUGCUCUACUGUUUGAAGACUGGCGCUCUGCAGGGCAGCAGCCUGCAGCUCAACAACUGGAGGGGAUAAUUUUAAAUGUUGAGAAUCAACGUUAAGACUUUGGUUUUGCUUUCUGAUUCUUAAGCACAUGGUACAAAAGUUGGAACUGAUUGUAUGUCUAUACAGCUGCAGUUCUUUGCUUGGACAGCAUGGAUGCUCUCUUUGAAUCCGGUUGACUGUCUCUCACCUCAUCCCCUCCUUCCUGUCUUUUCAGUAGAAGGAGGGUGGGGGAUUAGUGUGGUGUCCCCUGCCUCUCCUUGUAGGGUAGGCUAGUCUACCUAGUUACCACCGCUGUUACUCUUUUCCGUUGCCCUGUGCUCCUACUAACUGUACCCCUCCAUACCUUCUCCCUCUUCAUGAAAUCCUGUCAAAGCCUCAAGGAAGAGGUUUCCAUCCCUAGUCUUGGCGGGAUGUCACAGGAGGAAGGACGCAGGGCACCGGUGUCCCAGUCCUACUUUCACUCUCCUAACCCAGACCUGGACUUGACAGGAAAGAUUUAUAAGAGGGAGGUUGGUGGCAAGCCUUAUUCUGUGUUAGUGGACAAUAAAAUGGCAGCCAAGACAUCCAUGGGAGAGCAGAACAUUGGUCAACACCAACAUCAGCAGUAUUUCAGAGAAGGGGGGGCUGGGCAGGAGGUGGGGACACAGGGGUCCCAGGCAGGCAAUGAUGGAUCCUCUGAUGAUACUGAAGAUGAUGAUGAAGAUGAGGAGGAAGAAGAGGGUGAGGAUGGUGAGGAGAGUUUCAAGCGUGAGCAAAUCAUUGUGGAGGUCAACCUGAACAACCAGACACUUCAUGUAUCCAAAGGGGACAAUAAAACUGGAACCACAGUAGAUGACUCUGAAAGAGCUGGAAGUGAUGAUGACGACGAUGAAGAGGAGGAGGAAGAAGAGGAGGAGGAGGAGGAAGAUGAGAGCCCUGAGGAGGAUGAGGAGGAAGAUGAGGAGGAAGAUGAUGUUGAAAGUCAAAGAACGCGGUCAAAGAGAACCCGUCGAGGGUCUAGUAGUGCAGCUGCUUCCAGCCAGCCACGGAGGAAAAGUCUGCGAACAGCUCUGGGUGCUACCCCUGCUGGAAUGACCACCAGAGGGCGACGGAAACGCACAGAGCCUCCAAAGAGCAAAGGCAGGUCAGCUAGGUCAGCUCCAUCCUCUUCUCCUACUGUACCAUCAGGAGGGAAAGCAGAGGUGGAGGAGAAGGAGAUGCUGGCAUGUGAAAAAUGUCCUCGAGUAUUCAACACACGCUGGUACCUGGAGAAGCACAUGAAUGUUACACACAGACGAAUGCAGAUCUGUGACAAGUGCGGCAAGAAGUUUGUCUUGGAGAGUGAGCUAGCCUUGCACCAGCAGACUGAUUGUGAGAAGAACAUUCAGUGUGUUUCCUGCAGCAAGUCUUUUAAGAAGCUCUGGUCAUUGCAUGAGCACAUCAAAAUUGUGCAUGGCUAUGCAGAAAAGAAGUUCUCAUGUGAAAUCUGUGAGAAAAAAUUCUACACUAUGGCUCACGUCCGAAAGCACAUGGUUGCUCAUACGAAGGACAUGCCAUUCACCUGUGAAACGUGUGGGAAGUCAUUUAAGCGCAGUAUGUCUUUGAAAGUUCACUCACUCCAGCACUCUGGAGAGAAGCCCUUUCGUUGUGAGAACUGUGACGAACGGUUCCAGUACAAGUACCAGCUGCGCUCCCACAUGAGCAUUCACAUCGGACACAAGCAGUUCAUGUGCCAGUGGUGUGGCAAAGACUUCAACAUGAAACAGUACUUUGAUGAGCACAUGAAGACACACACAGGGGAGAAGCCUUUCAUUUGUGAGAUCUGUGGGAAGAGCUUCACCAGCCGACCCAACAUGAAACGCCACCGCCGCACCCACACAGGCGAGAAGCCCUAUCCCUGCGAGGUGUGCGGCCAACGCUUCCGCUUCUCCAACAUGCUCAAAGCACACAAAGAGAAGUGUUUCCGGGUCACCAGCCCCGUUGUUCUGCAGACUAGCGGCCCACCUGUGCCUGUCCGGAUCUUUUCCAACACCUUCUCCUCAUCUUCCUCAACCUCUGGCCCUGGGCCCUCAACUGCCACCCUGGCCACCACCUCAGCAACCAUGGGCCUCAACCCAACAGGAGGGUCUAUUCCUCCUCAAGGCACUGUGGGGCACACAUUUUCCCAUGUGCCACUCCACUCAGCGCCCUCUCACCAUCAUCCCCACCCCUCAUCAACCCAGCAGCACCUCUCAAGCACACCCCAACAUGCCCAACCUCACCCCCACCACCACCUAGCAGUGCCCCCUGUCUCCCACCUCCCCCCACCUCCAGCUCUUUUUAAGAGUGAGCCCCUAAACCACUGUGGGCACCAAGACAGCAGCUACCUGCACCACAUGGCCCCUCCCGAUAAGGGCCCCGGAGCCCCGCAGCACCACUGAACUGUGCUGCUGGUCUGUAGGCCAGCACCAAACCGCGCCUUGUUCCACGUCUUCUCAUAGUCCUGCCUCAGUUUUUUAGUUUCAAGGCCCCCAAAGCCAUGUCUACAGAGAAGGCGUAGCGUGACCAGCACCAUUACUCAGUAUGUGUCUACACAGGAGACUUCAGGCACUGAAAUCAAAUGUGUGUUUUAUAAGUGCUCAGAGUCCAAUAAACAGCACUGUAAUUACGUGCUUUUGUUUAAAACAUUUGUGUAUAUAGUGCAAGUAAAACACAAUGCAUUACACAGUUGUGCUAUGAGUACUUAUCUUUUUCCUAUUAGAAAAGGAUGAGAUGGAUCAUGAAAAAUGUGGUUGAAGCUCUUUCUGUGUGGACAUAAAGCAAAGGUGCUCCUGUCGAACAGAUUCAUGUAACUCAAACUAAACUUUACACACCCCUGUGUGUUCUGAAGAUACAGACUUAUGUACCCUCAGUGUACACAUCAUGUAACACCUCUACUUUAAUAUCCUGCUCAACUGACAAAUAUUUUCUUCAACAAUUUCUUCUACAGAAAACAAUUUUAGUGCAAGUUCUCAGUCUGUACAUUAUUUUCAUCAAAAGCUGCUGAUGGAAGUCGUCUCAUGUAUUACCUGGGCUUCACUGAUCAAAAGAUCAGUGUCACUGAUUUCUCCUUAUGUCAACUUGACCAUAGGGUUGCACAUUGGUCAGGGCUUGAGCUUUCUGUGCAGGUCCUCCCCAUAGCAAUACUGCACCUGUCCUCCUAGUUGUACUGCAGAGCCUUGGGGCCCCACAGAAACGUUUAAUGAAUGUUGUAACUGGUUCUACCUGAGCCUUUCUCUGUCUUAAGGUCAAGUCCUGGCCUUUCUGUCAGAGGGGCAACAGAAGUUGUGCAAGAUGCAGUGCCAUAGGUUACAGUAAGGAAGGGGGGAGGAACUUUGUAAAAGGACAUUUGGUCAAAAGAUUUUGUAAGUGGUUAAUUGAAUCUGGACUUAGUCUGAGAUUCAUUACAUGAUAAAAUGGUGCUUUCCAUUCCAGUACAUGAAAUAUUUCUUUUGUUUUUGCUUUUUUUCUUAAUUUUCAGAAGUAUGAACUACAUAAUAGCAUUGUAUUGUGUCAUACAGAACAUGUCUUGCCAGUUGAGCUUUUCUACUGCGCAUCCAAGGUUUGACUAGAUAUUUUGCGAUCAAGACAACUCUAGUUAUGCAGGACAUUGCCUAGGCGCGCACACACUCACUCCUCACACUUUUUCAAGCACACGCAUACACACAAAAGACCACAUGGUCACUGAUUUAUUUACUUUAAUCAGUGCUGCCUCAGCUUUCAAUACUGUUGGCCAACAGAAGCUUUUAGAUAACGGAUGACUGUCGAGUACUGCCACUGUGAGGGGCCAACCACGUGGCCCCAUCAGGAUAUAUCCCACCUCCCUUCGCUGCUGUCGAUGAUACGGGUUAUCAUGUUAAAGGUCAUUUGACACACACACAGUAUACACAACUGGGACCUUUACUCAUCAAAGUUCUUAAUGGGAAAUUAUGCAUAUUCCUCUCAGCCUAUAUUCCACGGUUUGGUGUGGGGUGGCGUUACUUUUUUAUUUUCUUUUGUACUUUGAUCGUACUGACAUACUUUGAUCCACACAGGCAAAUGCAUGUCUAAAGUUGCUGAAAGUUGCCUACGCAGAAUGAUGGCCGAUAACUCAUAUGUAUGUUUUUUUUUGUUUGUUUUGUUUUUUAUUUUUGUUUGGGGUUUUUUUUUUUUUUAUUAUUAUUUAAUUUUAAUGUCUUCUGCUCAGUUUUAAGCUAAUGAAUGCUUCUGUCAUGUAGAUAUACUGUUAUUAGCACAUGAUAGGAAAUGACAGGAUAAGAAGCAGUGGUCAUACAACUUCUAAUACUUGGAAUUCUUGUAUAGAUAAGCAUAUGUUUGAUCAAAUCAGCUAAAGAAAUUACAUUUAUUAAUGUAAUAGCCAACAGUGUGAAUGUUACUUGUGUAAAAGAAGAAAAAGGUUGGCUUGCGUUGGAAUGAAUUUGGGAUUGCUUGGUUUUCCCCUUCAUCCAGUCUGAUCGUGUGUUUAGAGUGUGUCUUUGUGCAAGUGUGUAUGAGUGCAUGCAGUCUGUGUCUGUCUGAUUGUCCCCAGUGCUCUUGUACCAAAAGCUGCUUUUACACAGUGUGCCCCAAUGUACGCCUAUUUUGGGAUACCUGACCUGAACAAUAGCAGUAAAUCUACCACGACCCUCUUUGUGUCAUUCUAAUGGUGUUCAGUCUGAAGUGGUUAAGCUCCAUUGUUUAGUCUCUUUUUGGAUUUGAGACCUGCAAUUAUCCUGCCAUUUCUGUGGGUCUUAAUACUGCUGCAUUAUUUGCUUAUCAUCCUGUCCCCUCUGGUUCACUGCUGUGAUUCAGCAUUUUGCAGUAUGGAUUUUUGUCUUUUUUUUUUCUUUUUUUUUCUUUUAAAAAAAAAAAAAAGCCUUUUCACUUGUGUGUAUUCUCUGCACUUUACUGCUGCGUGGGUGAGGCGCAGGGAAGGGAGGGAGGGGUGGGACUGACAAUGCAUUGUGGAACAGAGAGCAGUUGUGGCUGCACGGGAAAGGGCGGAGAUGGAGGUGAUUACUUUGAGUGGAUGUUUUUUAGGCAAGGAAAGGAGGAGAAUCCCAGGUGGAGGUGGGUAGUGUGAAUUGGACCAUGGCAAAAUAAAGAACAUUUUCUUUCAGUGUCUGCUCAAAUCAAAUCAUUGAAAUACACUUUUGUUUUCUCCAGUAUGGGCUCCCUUUAACGUGAAAGGGAUGUUCCUCCUGCUUUGGCGACUUUACACUAGCCCCUCCACGCACUUCUUUGUUUUUAUCUGUUCAUGGAGUUUUCCCCCUUUUCUGUGUCAUGUCUUGUUUUCUCGGUUUGCAGAAUGAUUCUCCUCCUCCUUUCUUUGUUAUAUAGAAUGCACUUUCUACUAAAUUUCUUGGGUAGUUAAGGAAAAAUAACAUUGUAUAUUCUUUAAAGAUGUUUUAAAAAAAUCAAUAUACUUUUCCCCUUUGUAUUUUUAACCACUUAAUGUAGCAUUGCGUAUUUUAUUGUAUCUGGUACAAAAUGUGCAGCUUUAUAAUGUCCUGGUUUGUCGUCUUUU
Haplochromis burtoni (Burton's mouthbrooder) is the source of this 9180-nucleotide messenger RNA. It is a transcript of the gene znf652, whose product is annotated as zinc finger protein 652. The transcript is spliced from 6 exons. The record is from RefSeq and is a predicted model, not a curated record. The coding region runs from base 4034 to 6076 and encodes 680 amino acids. NCBI's taxonomy places the organism in Eukaryota, Metazoa, Chordata, Actinopteri, Cichliformes, Cichlidae. Gene Ontology annotation, molecular function: DNA-binding transcription factor activity, RNA polymerase II-specific; RNA polymerase II cis-regulatory region sequence-specific DNA binding. Gene Ontology annotation, biological process: regulation of transcription by RNA polymerase II. Gene Ontology annotation, cellular component: nucleus.